This is a messenger RNA of Orbicella faveolata, 3611 nucleotides long. Its product is annotated as proline-serine-threonine phosphatase-interacting protein 1-like. Lineage: Eukaryota; Metazoa; Cnidaria; Anthozoa; Scleractinia; Merulinidae. Gene Ontology annotation, molecular function: actin filament binding. Gene Ontology annotation, biological process: actin filament polymerization. The record is from RefSeq and is a predicted model, not a curated record. Gene Ontology annotation, cellular component: actin filament; plasma membrane; cytoplasm.
GGAAAAUUAUCUUUUUCAGGAGCCCAUGAUCCUGUACUUUUUCCUGUCCAAACUAGUCACGCAACUUGUUCUACAUUGUUGCGUGACGAAUGCUACUCUUUCAAUCUCAGCCCUCACUCGGAGAAGUAGCGUAAUUUCCAUGCUUUAUAAUUUAAAAUGAAGCAUUUCAGCAUUGCACAAAUGAAUAACUUUGCUUUAGGUUUCCUUUUCUCAAAUAAGAUUCAGCACCGGAAGUAACUUGCAAGUUCAUCUCCUGCCGGUCACGUUUCCUUAUCCGGGACUUCGAGUCAUACUGUUCCUUUCCUCUGACAUUUUGCAUUUUGGUUCCUUUCGGUUUGCAGUACAUGAAGUUGUUGUAGUAUUUCCCGGAAUUCUUUCCUUUAUUAACAGUACUUAACUUCACUUCUGAGAUGACUAAGUUUACAGAUUGCUUUUGGGGGACAGAUUUUAACAGUACAGCUGGAUUUGAUGUGCUGUGUAAGCGCAUGAGGGAUGGGAAACAAAUGUGUCAGGAUUUUGAGGAUUUUAUAAGACAGAGGGCAGAUGCUGAGGAAAAGUAUGGCAAGGCCCUUAUGAGACUUGCGGAAAGUGCCAAAGGCAAAGAGGAGAUUGGGACUCUCAGAGAAUCUUGGGAUGUGAUUAAAACAGAAACAGAAAAUAUAGGUAAAGUACAUAUUUCUUUGGCACAACAACUAACUGAAGAACUAGAACUGUGUGUCAGGAAGUUCAGAGAAACACAGCGUGAUGCAAGGAAAAGUGUUGAGGAAUCAGUGAAGAGAGCUCAAACAUAUAAAAGGAAGUGUUUUGAUACAACUGUGAAACUAAAAAAGAGCUAUGAACAAAGAUGCCAUGAUGUGAAUGUGGCAGAAGAGGCACUUAAGAGAUCUGUAUCACUUUCAGGCAAGGAUGAAGAAAAGCUGCGAACCAAACUGGGCAGAGCAAAAACUUUAGUUGACCAAACAGACACAGCAUACCAGAAUUCAGUGCGCAGUCUUGAGGAGGCCCGGGUGGUUUGGGAGAAGGAAAUGGAGCUGUGUUGUAAUCGUUUCCAAGACCUCGAGGAGGAGAGAAUUGCGUUUCUGCGGAAUGUAAUGUGGGCCUAUACUAACACCAGUUCAAUGAACUGUGUUAAAGUUGACGAGAUUUGUGAAGAAAUGCGAAAAAGUCUGGAGCAUUGUGUAGUGGAUUCGGACAUUCAUUUGUUUGUUAGUAUGAAAAAAACUGGAUCUGAAAGACCAGCUAAAAUAGAAUAUGAGAAUUAUUACAUGACGCAGUCAUCACAGAAGGUCUUAUCACCGGGCAGUAAUGUAAAUAUUAGUGGUCCACUUUCUGGGACUUUCCAGCAUUCUAAAGAAAUCGCCAGAGUACAAUCAUCACCUGAUACGCCUAAAACAGCUAUGCGCCGUCCUCAAAUGCAACUACCUGGUAUCCCUGCACCAGAACCUGUUGAUGAUUCAAUGUACUCUGCUGUGGACCAGACCAACAAGCCAAAAGAUACAAAUGUGAAGAAAACUCAAGAACAGUAUUGUCGCGCGGAGUUUGAUUACGAAGCACAAGGCGACCACGAGAUAUCGUUUAAGGCCGGCGAUCUUAUUAAACGUCUUUAUGAUGAGGAUGAAACUUGGUGUUGUGGAGAACUCAACGGAAAGAAAGGCAUGUUUCCAAAAGCUUUCGUGGUAUUUAUCACCAAGUGACACAGAAGCUACAGUUGUCAAACAAAUAAUGAAGAUAGAAUUGUCCUUUACGUUCUUGCAGAACAAGAGUUUAAAUUUGACGAAUAAAUUCCAAUUACGGAGAAAAGUAAGAAAUGAUCCGCGCGCGUAAAAAUAUUAAGCACUUAGCGGUUUAUCAGUUGAUAAAGGUAAAUUAUCACCGUAGCGAGUUGGGAAGGUGACGGUUUCAGCCUUAGCCUUUUGUGAAAUUAAAUACCUUAAAAUUCCAGUGAUAAGCCCUGAGUUUAUACAACUUCAUUUAAAGGAGCUACGUGACGGUUUUCGCAUCUUGAAAAGUUUAGCCUAAAAUAUUCAAGUUUGUCGUUUGUAAUCCGUGUCAAUCUUCUCCAUUCUUGACCAUCCUUGUUCCUUUAAGGUUUCUUUUUGUCGUUUUGGUGUGUUUCAAUGUUAGUAAACUUUUAUUGUCAGGUUUCCUUCAGUUUAAAGGUAGUUUUUACGAGGCCAAAAUAACUCAAAUUAACGUGACUGAGCUUCUAUAAGGGUUUUGGUUGGGCUUAUAAGCGGUAGAAAACAACAACAACAACGUUUUGAAGUAAGCUGAUAGAACCAACAUAAAGUAGUAUAUAACGAUUUUUAUCGUCUUGAGAACACAAGUAAGGAAACAAACACGCGAAGCACAAAGGCCGUUGCUUAUAGCUUUCUCAACAAAGUAAAAGAGGGACUAUAUCCGGUAGGGGGUCUUCUAACCGGAAUAGGAUUUUUUUUGUAAUAUAGAUGGGCCUAUGAUGGGCCGUAAUUUUACGGUAUUAUAGCACGCACCUUAGCGAUAUUUACUUAGGCUUGCUUGGAAGGACGGAAGGCUUCAUAUGUUUUACAGAUGUAAUGCGAUACUGUUAAAAUAAUUUACGAGGUGUUUUAAUCUUUUUAACUCUUUCUAAGAAUAAUUAUAUUUCAGCAAGUAAUUGCGAUUUUAUAACUAAAAAUUAUUUUCAGUUUCCUUUUUUUAUAAAGAAGACGCUGAGGUAACUGAUUAUCGGGAAUAUUUCUUCAAUAUUAUUUGUGGUAGCUCUGAAAUGUUACGAAAGUACAGUUACUCGGCGAGCGCUAUUAUGUUAUGAUUAACGUCAUUUUAUCUUACGUUAUUGUUUCGAUUCCUGACGAUGUGGUGUUUCAAGGUUGUCAACGUGAGUUUUUUUAUGAACGGAUAGUCAGGAGGCAGUUAUAUGUUCUGUAAUAUUUCCGAUAUAAAUAUAGGCGAAUAGGUAGAUGUGACAUGCCAGAUAGGCAAGUCCAUUGAACAUAUCAAACGGCAAUUUAAAUCACCCUGGGUUUCUGGGCCGGGUUGUUCAAAGCCUGAUUAAGCUAACGAAGUAUUAGCGUGAAUUUUGAUUUCUGUUUUGCAGACGUUUCAGUGACGUUUUCUGUUUAUAUUGCUUAGAUAUUCUUCAGUUGUGAUAAUCUAUACAAAACAUGAGCAACGAAAGACAUUUUCAUAGUAGAUAAGGAAAUACCUCGGAUUAAUUUAAACCCUUGGUUAGCUUUAACCGGCUUUCGAACGACCUGGCCCUGGGAAAUCAGAGCUAUUAUGAAGCUCUUCAACAGGAACUGGUGUAAAAAUGUGGCGUGAGAAGGAAGUGAGUCGCUAGUCACAGUACCCUAGCCUGUGAAGAGGAAAACAAUCAGUGAUUAAAGCCAUCUAAGCGUCCAGCGCCCUCGGCUUGUUGCACUUUGGCUCCAGUCUCCACUCAUGGGCUAUUUCAGUGGUUUGAGUCGCCCUGAACAUUGCUAUAAAGUAGAAUGUUAACAUAUAGAAAAAAUUGGGCUAUUAAUUAAACAAGUUGGAGGAGCUAAUUAUAAAUGUACGUGUAUAUCAUGUCGAGAAGACUUUAAAAGUAAACAAUGGCAAUUUUAAAACCAAUAAAUUCGUUAAAAAAACCA